AUGAUCGACGGCGUCAACAUUCAGGAUUGGCUUCAAUCUCACUUUCUCGACGCAUGUCGACAGCUUCUCCACAAAAUCGUCGAUGCAGGCGACCUCGUCGAUGAUUGUGUCAUCGGCUGGGACAGCGUGAACGAGCCCAACCAAACCUACAUCGGUCUCGGUAGUAUUUCUAGCAUUCCUGCCUCGUGGCAACUAAAAAAAGGUCCCGUCCCUACCCCAAUCCAAAGCUUCCGUCUCGGAGCUGGACAAGCCCAGACUCUGGAAAACUGGGUCUUUGGUGCGAUGGGCCCUAAACGUGACGGAUCGGUCAAGGUUGACCCCAACGGCACCCUUGCCUGGUUGACCGAGGAGGAGGAUCGUGUACACGGUGGAAACAGGUGGGGUUGGAAACGCGAAGAUGCUUGGCCACUCGGCCAAUGUCUUUGGGCCGCUCACGGUGUCUGGGACCCAACUACAGGUGACGUCCUCAAUGACGCAUACUUCAGAUUCUUCGAGGGUCCCGCCGGAUCCAAGCCUGCCGAAUUCGCCGAAGACUACUGGCUCCCACACUACCGCGCCUACGCCGACCUCGUCCGAUCCAUUCACAAAGAAGCAAUCAUGUUCAUUCAGCCUCCCGUCUUUGAGCCACCGCCAAAAUCGCUCUCCCAAGACGAUCUCAAACAACGCGCAUGUCUCUCGAGUCACUUUUACGACGGACUCACCCUCAUCACCAAGCACUGGAACUGGUUCAACGCCGAUGCUGUCGGUCUGCUCCGUGGCAAGUAUCCGGGUACCCUCUUUGCUAUCCGCGUGGGCAACAAAGCCAUUCGUCAGUGUAUCCGCGACCAGAUCGGCUACCUCCGCCAGGAUUGCCUCGAUGGUUUUGGUCAGUAUCCCACUUUGAUUGGCGAGAUCGGCAUCCCCUACGAUCUCGACAAGAAAAAGUCGUACUACGGCGACGCCAAAGGACGAGGCAUUGGAGACUAUUCAGCACAGACUUUGGCCCUCGACGCUUCACUCAACGGCUGCGACGGCAAAAAUGUGCUCAAUUACACCGUUUGGACUUAUUGUCCCGACAGCAGCCAUGAAUGGGGCGAUGACUGGAACGGCGAGGAUCUCAGCAUCUGGAGUCAAGACGAUAUCAAAGGUGCCGAAUCUGAAAGCUCUUCUCAAUCCUCCAUUCGUCGCAGGCCAAGCACCUCAUCCACAUCAAUUGGGCGUUCUAAACGUCUUACCAGUCUCACCGCGCUUUCCUCCGGGCUCACUUCGACAUCUAGCCUGCACCUACCGGAGCUCGUUCCAGGGGAUGGCGAAUACAACGCACCCAACUUACUCAAUGGCUCGCGCGCCGCUGCAGCUUUCUGCCGCCCUUUCCCCGUCGCCACCGUCGGCACACCUGCCAGCAUCGAUUUCGACAUCAAGUCAUCCGAAUUCACGUACGCCGUCGACGUCACCGCCGCUGAAUUGGACAAGGUCGGUCUGGCCACCGAGAUCUACCUCCCCUUCCUCCACUACGGUGCUGAUGGGGUUGCGGCAGCUGCAAGUGGCGAUCUGGGCAACCGACGCGACAAUAACGCUGCACAGCGAUGGGCUCGCAAGCAGGAGAAGAAGAUUCGCUCCGUUGACUCGCUCGCAUCCUCCACCUCCAGCCUCAAGACGACCGAAUCAUCCAGCAUCGAUGAUGCCUCCUUUACGUCCACCUCCACCGUGCUUGCCGACUCGACCGACCUUUCAAGAACCACUUCGUCCAGGUCCACCGCAGCACCUUUUGCCUCUGUAGCACAACAACAACUCCUUUCGAUCGAUGUGCAGCUCUCGGCGGGUCGAUGGGAGGUGGAGGGUCAGUACCUCAAGUGGUACCUGAACAAGGCAGAGGCCAUCGCCGAAGAUGCCGACAAUCCCGCCGAGGGAGUCUUUCGCCAUUCGAUCAAGGUCAAAAGAAAGGGAGGGCCUGUCAAGCUCGAAAUGUCCGGUAGCGCUUGGGACAUUUUGACUUCUUGUGGCAUCCUUUAG
This is a messenger RNA of Sporisorium graminicola, 1992 nucleotides long. RefSeq lists its product as uncharacterized. The coding region runs from base 1 to 1992 and encodes 663 amino acids. Gene Ontology annotation, molecular function: steryl-beta-glucosidase activity. NCBI's taxonomy places the organism in Eukaryota, Fungi, Basidiomycota, Ustilaginomycetes, Ustilaginales, Ustilaginaceae. The record is from RefSeq and is a predicted model, not a curated record. Gene Ontology annotation, biological process: carbohydrate metabolic process; ergosteryl 3-beta-D-glucoside catabolic process. The transcript has a single exon.